Messenger RNA from Trypanosoma rangeli, 324 nucleotides. RefSeq lists its product as uncharacterized. Lineage: Eukaryota; Euglenozoa; Kinetoplastea; Trypanosomatida; Trypanosomatidae. The coding region runs from base 1 to 324 and encodes 107 amino acids. The transcript has a single exon. The record is from RefSeq and is a predicted model, not a curated record.
AUGACGUGUGUGGCUUUGCGUCGAUGGAGCGGUGCUUUGCGAGCUCGCAAACAAUCUCCGGUGUCAUCAACACCUCCGUGUGCGCGGAGGUGGAGCGGACGCGACAGCAGUGACAAGAGUGACAGGGACUGCAAAUUGCGGCGGCAGGCCGAGACGUUGUUGGACACGCUGCAGGAAACAACGACGUCGAAGCUUCCGUCCUGCUUGCUGCUUACCCGUGGAAAGUUUCGCUGCUGCAGCACCCCGAUUGUCGAUAAUGCCGCACCGGAACGCGCGCCAUCGGCGCAUCACUGGCAGAAGGAGAGCAAGAGCGCAAAGGUGUGA